Molecule: messenger RNA, 1210 nt
Organism: Drosophila eugracilis
Lineage: Eukaryota; Metazoa; Arthropoda; Insecta; Diptera; Drosophilidae
Gene: eIF3f2
Product: eukaryotic translation initiation factor 3 subunit F-2
Exons: 2
Coding region: 187-1050 (287 amino acids)
Biological process (GO): translational initiation
Cellular component (GO): eukaryotic translation initiation factor 3 complex, eIF3m
Molecular function (GO): translation initiation factor activity; translation initiation factor binding; metallopeptidase activity
Source: RefSeq, a predicted model, not a curated record
UUUUCUAUUCCAUUCCUAUUUGUUUCUACUUGGAAAGUAAUGCCAAAACUUUGCCAUCUUCCGUUCCUCAAAAAUAGAACAUAAUUGUCCAACACUGGUUCGAAGUCCGCCUAGGCGCAAGCGCAGCCAAGUUAAAGCUGCAAAAAUUUCAACUUAGUUUUAACAACUAUUUUUUGAAAACUCACGAUGUCUAGCAAUUUUAGUCUGCGGUCGAAGGUGUUGCUACAGCCUGUGGUGCUUUUCCAAAUUAUUGACGCCUACGAACGCCGACCAAAGGAUGCCAAUCAGGUAAUGGGAACUUUGCUGGGCCGCAACUACGGCAAAGAUGGGCACAUUGAGAUCACAAAUUGCUUUACUGUGCUCCACAAGGAAUAUCCAGACAUUCGCCGCAUCGACCUGGAUCUUUCAUACGCUGCCGAUGUCUUGGAGCUAAAUAUUCAGACCUAUCCGCACGAGCGGGUGGUGGGAUGGUUUUCCACUGGGAAAUCGGUGUCCCGCUCCGCGACCCUGCUGCACGACUAUUAUUCCAGGGAAUGCAGCGAGGGACAACCAUUGCACUUGCUGGUGGAUGCAUCUCUAAAGAACCAUCGACUUUUGACUCGAUUGCACUGCGCCGUCGAGAUCGGGGUACCUGGCGGCACCAAAGGCCUUAUGUUCUCGAUGUUGCCGCUGGAGAUAGCCAGUGGAAACUCCGAAAUGGUGGCACUGCGUUUGAUGGAAAAGCAAUCAGUUCAGCCGAUUGCCAAGCAAAUGGGGCGCAUCCUGCCAGAGCUGGUUCAAGUUGUGGAUGCCACUAGGGACAUGCAACAGCGUCUAGACUUGGUGCUGCGCUACAUCAACGAUGUCUUAGCGAGGAAGAGAAAACCAGACAACGUGGUCGGUCGGUCCCUUCACGAUGCCCUCACCGCGGUGCCGCUCGUAGAUUCCGAGAACUUUUGCCUGAUGUUCAAUGCUAACUUGCGAGAUAUGCUCAUGGCAAUUACGCUCUCCAUGAUGAUGAAGACCCAGCUGCAGAUCAGUGAGAAGCUGUCCAGCAUGCUUGAUCAGUAAUAUCAGCGAGCAACAGGGCUUACUGUUGAUUAAUAAAGAACUACUUAUACGGGGAACUCCCGGCUUCGUAUGUAAUGUAAUUUUAACCCCUUUUAAUAUUCAUUACAUUGUUAUAGAGAAAAUUUAUAUGUAUGUAUAUACGAAUAAAGGGCAGUUUCUU